Lytechinus pictus (painted urchin) is the source of this 3131-nucleotide messenger RNA. Its product is annotated as transcription elongation factor 1 homolog. Gene Ontology annotation, cellular component: transcription elongation factor complex. The transcript is spliced from 4 exons. The record is from RefSeq and is a predicted model, not a curated record. Gene Ontology annotation, biological process: transcription elongation by RNA polymerase II. Bases 107 to 358 code for a protein of 83 amino acids. NCBI's taxonomy places the organism in Eukaryota, Metazoa, Echinodermata, Echinoidea, Temnopleuroida, Toxopneustidae. Gene Ontology annotation, molecular function: RNA polymerase II complex binding.
CGUUUUGCUUGUGAAUGUGAUAUGAGCUGAGAAGACGUUCGUAGGCAGCUAACCCGGGACUACUGAAAUAAUUUCACUGUAUCCUCACGUAAAGUGUUGAUUCACCAUGGGUAGACGUCGUGCUAAGAAGAAGCCACCUCAGAAGAAGAAGAUGCUGGGGACAUUGGAAACUCAAUUCACAUGUCCAUUCUGUAACCACGAAAAAUCAUGUGACGUUAAAAUGGAUCGAACUCGGAAUGUUGGAGUGAUAUCAUGUCGUGUUUGUUUAGAGGAUUUCCAGACAAGUAUUACCUACCUAUCAGAACCUGUGGAUGUGUAUAGCGACUGGAUAGACGCGUGUGAACAAGCGAAUGCCUAGCCAAUGUGACGUCACCCCCAACCCCUCCAGAUACCUACGUGUAUACCUCACAACAUGCGCAUGAUGUACAUGCACCUCAGCUCAUCAUUUCGUUUGACUAUUUCACAGACAUUAUCUCUUCAUAUUCGAUCAAAAUUGAUCUGCCAAAGGAGGACUUUGCCAUCUACAAUUCUUUUCCAAUGAAAUAGAUAGCAGGUAAAGAAGGAAAAAGGAUCAAGAUUCAUCUAAUGCAUAAAUAUGAAAACUAAAGUGCUUUUUCACAUUAUGUAACUUUGACUGAGUAAAACUAUUAAGAUAAAGUCUUCAUUUGAUUGAUUUGACAUGUUAUAAAGAAAACUUUGAUUAUUCCAUUUGUGGACAAUUAAAUUUGUUUUUAAAGACAGUUCAUUUUUUUGAAGGAUUUUAAAAACUUUAAAUUGAUCUUUUUAGUAUAAAAUGACUCAUUAGUGUCACACAAUUUUUGUUUCAAUAUCUCUGAUUGGCCAUGAAACCUAAGAAAAAAGGUCAAAGAUUGAUAAAAUAAUUUUUACAAUGUAACAUUCAUGCAAGAAUUAAUAUGUACUUCUUUUUUACUUUAAAAAAUAAUGCAUUGGAAAUUAAACAGGAACAAGAUAUCCAAGCACAUAAAUGUAAUCAUGAUAUUUCUUUUAUAACUGCAGGGCAGAAUCAAUUAUGCUAUGAGCAAGUAUGAAAUACUUUGAUAAUCAAAAUUAUAUUGUUCAAUCUUAUGGAGAGAAGUAUUUUUUUAUCAUGGACUAUUAUGAACUACAUGUAUUCAUCACCAGAGCUUGACAAGAUAUCCCAAAUUAUUAAUUUUAUGAUGCUAAAAUAAAUGCAAUAAAUGCAGAAACAUUUUUUCUUACAAGAUUAUCAGUUUUCUGUUAUGUGACAAAGUUUAACUAAACGAUUUUGCAAGACAAGGAUCUUUAUUAAGGUUUUCACCCCAUUAGUUUCCAAAUGAGAGUAUUCAACUUCCAUCACAGAAGCAUCGCUAUCACUUUAAUGUGUACGUAGAUGAGAUGGAUACAUUUGGGACAUUUUCCUGCAGUAACAGUUAAUCCAUAAAUAUCAAUACCUUGAUAAUCAGGGAUGUAGUCAAGGCCAUAUUUUGCCGGCCCCGGCCUCGGACCGAGUCACGUGUACAAAGUCUAUGGAAGAAUCUUUUCUCCAGCGGCCUCAUGAUUGGGAAGUACAGGCUUCAAUUACAUGCACAUCCCUGUUGCUGAUAUACAUGUAUGCUCUUCUAUAAUACUUUGUCUGCUAUCAGUCAGAUCCUAGACUAUUUGUUUGAAGCCUAUUGCUCACACAACAUUCAUGUAUGACCUGCAUGUAGAUGACAACCAUAAGGUCUAUCAUUGUAUGUUACAUUUGCCGACCAAUGAAGAGAAAAAGUCAAACAUAUCCGAUUGUUCACUUUCUGGGGGUGACAUUUUGUUUUUUAGUUAUAUUUUAAUGUUUUCAACUCUUCAAGGCUCACUCAGAUAUGCUGCAGAAAAUUGCUCUUUGAGAAGCUACCCUGCCAAAAGCAGGACUUGUAUGUAUUCUCUAAAUAGGUGACCACACUUUUAUAGAUGCUAUAAAUGGCCAGCUAAACCAGAGAUGUGUGAACACCCCUUUAGCUUUACAUUAUUGAUAUGAAUUCAUGGAAAGAAAAAAAGCUUUAUUGGGUCCUGUGUCACAGAACUUGAUAUCAAUUAUAAAUUAUAAGCUACAUUUACAAGUUUCUGAAAUGGAGACAUUUAGGGUAUACAUGUAUUUGUCAUACGAUUUGUCUUUGAAAACAAGCUUUAUCAAGUCGGGUCCUUGUUUUCUGCAUCAUAUGUGAACGCGCACAAAGAGUUUUUUUUUUUCUAUGUACUAUGUUAUCAACAUUCAUGUAUAGAUUGCGUUUCAAUGCAGUUGAAAAGAUAUAAUUUUCUUGAUUAUGUCUGAGCUUUGUAAAUGUGCCUAGAAAUUAUUAUUUUUGAUUUAUAUCUGUAAAUAUUCAUGAUGCAACCAAUAUUGAUAUAAAGGAAUUACACAAUCUCUAAGGUUGUUAGUGCAAACAUAUGUUACAUUAUUUUUCCAAGUGAAAGCUCUGAAUAUCUUGGCAUUGUUAUGAAGGCAAGUUAAAAACAAUUUAUUUGCUGCAUUUUCACAUAUUUAGAAUAAAAUGAAGCAAUUUCUUGCAGGGCAUUUGAUAUUUGAGUUUAGUGUGAAAGGUUGCACACUUGUACAUAUGUAAAUAUUCUACUUUAAUUAAGAACUUUCUUUGACAAGACAUUGUUUCUCAACCAUAUUUCAUUCGUAUCUUAACAUGUUUGGAGAUACAGUAACAUCCUUUUUUUUUUUUUUUGCUUACAGAUUUUCAACUUAUCUAUACAUUACAUGUUAUAUAAUUUGGCCUUUUCCCCACGAUAAACAAGAACAAAUUGACUGAAUAAAGACUUGAAUACUUUUUAGAAGACUGUAACAUGUCACACUUGGAUAUGAAAUAAAAGCAAAUUUUUGCAAUUAAGGAUUGAAAUUCAACCUGAGAGGAAGCAAUAGAACAGUUGUGUACUAUGCAUGAUCUCUUCAUUCUAUUCAUAGAAAUGUAGUUAUUAUUAAAAAAGUGAAUUUCUAUGGAGCCUUGCUAAGCAUUGAUCUUUCCUUUUGUUAUAUGCACAGGUGAUAAACUCUGCUUUCAAGCAAAUCCUUAGACAAAUUCACGGCUUUUGAUGUCAGUUGUAAUAAUGAAAUUGUUUGUCUUUCGUGGAACUCAAAUAUGAAUAAAAUCAAUGAGAAACAGUCA